Molecule: messenger RNA, 1868 nt
Organism: Dreissena polymorpha
Lineage: Eukaryota; Metazoa; Mollusca; Bivalvia; Myida; Dreissenidae
Product: GA-binding protein alpha chain-like
Exons: 12
Coding region: 175-1704 (509 amino acids)
Biological process (GO): regulation of transcription by RNA polymerase II; cell differentiation
Cellular component (GO): nucleus
Molecular function (GO): sequence-specific DNA binding; DNA-binding transcription factor activity, RNA polymerase II-specific
Source: RefSeq, a predicted model, not a curated record
AUAACUUGGUCACGUGAUAGCGAAAAAUGAAGCGGAAGAUCCUGAAAGUCUUUCAUUUCCGCUAAAAUAAGUUUCCGGUCGGAAUUUGUUUAUAUUUUGAUUUUGUUUGGGACCAAGAUUUCUAAUAAAAAGAUAUUUCGACUACCAAACUUCACUUGAGAUUUCUGAUGAACAAUGUCCGACUUAGACGAGUCUGCAGUGACAGUAUCUGUGGGUGAUGAUGGUUAUCUCACAUACACAACUGUUGAGAGGGAAGAUGGCAGUCUGGUGGAGGGGGUAGACAUGGAUGAUAUGGAGCUGGGACCCGCACGUAAACGCCUGCGACUGGACGACAUAGUCGCGCACACUGGGAACCACAUUAUCACGCAGGAGAGUGACAUGGAUGAAGGGCAAAUAAUCCAUGAUGAUUCUCAGAUAAUCCAAGAACAGGAGCUACAGGCACUCUCAGACGGCAACGUGGUGAUCCAGGGAGAGGAGGAGGAGGUGAUACAGCACCACCAGCUGCCUGCCCCCCAGUACCAGAACCUGAUCAUCCAGCACAUGGACAUAGCAGAGCCCCUCGUCACACUCAAACAGCUGCUGGAACUGAGGCUGCAGUGCUCCCUGGCUGACCACCAGUUCUACCUGCAGGACAGCAUACCUCUGGACACACGUAAGAGCCUUGUGGACCAGUGUGUACAGGGAGAGGGCAUGGUGCAGAUCAAUCUGGAGGUGAAAUCUCAACCAGACAUGAAACCAAAGAUUAACAUCCUCGACAUCCUGAAGCCAGCAGAGGAAGUUGAGUCCAACUCAGUGGACCAGAGUCCCACACAGACCACAGGGGCCUCAUCCACUGCCAAGGUGGUGGUGCCUGCUGAGGAGCAAGAGAACAUUACACGCUGGAUUGUGGACCAGCACUUCAGGAAGGAGCAGGAGAGACUGAAAAUACCCUACGACCCGAUGUUGUGGUCGGCAGUGCAUGUCAAGCACUGGAUCAUGUGGGCAAUUAACGAGUUCAAGCUGGAGGAUGUGGAUGUGAACAACUUCAACAUGACCGGAUUCCAGCUGUGUGAAUUGACUCAUAGUGACUUUGUGAAAUAUAUACCACACGAUCCGGGAGACAUUUUCUGGACGCAUUUAGAACUCCUUCGCAAGUGCAAAUUUGUGGCUGUGAUGCAGCAGCCAGCAGUGAACCCACUUACAACAAUCAAUAUAUCGUCAGGUAGAAAAACAUUCAAACAAAAGUCCAGGUCUCCUCGAAUCACUGGUGACCAUGGGUUUUCUCCAGGCAACAGAACAGGCAACAAUGGUCAGAUCCAGCUAUGGCAGUUCCUUCUAGAGCUGCUCACAGACAAGGACUGCCGUGAAGUGAUUCAGUGGGUGGGAGAGGAGGGGGAAUUCAAGCUCAACAACCCUGAGAUGGUGGCCCAGAUGUGGGGCAACCGCAAGAACAAGCCCACUAUGAACUAUGAGAAACUCAGCCGCGCACUCAGAUACUAUUAUGACGGCGAUAUGAUUGCCAAGGUCCAUGGGAAAAGAUUUGUGUACAAGUUUGUGUGUGACUUAAAAAUGUUGCUGGGCUAUUCCGCAUCAGAACUCAACAGACAAGUGACAAUGUGUGCAGAGAAGAAGUUACAGCGAGUGCGCGAGACUCUACGACCCACUGUGACCUCGUUCGGCAAACAGAAACUUGUGACACAUACAGUUCAGACCACUUUGGACUAGCGACCCAGAGGCUGUGUUCGACACUGGCGACCAGAAUUACCUUGCAAAUCACCUGACAUAACCUACAUGUUCCUGAAUGCUCAAUAGUCUAGAGGCUUGCAUGUCCGUUUUGUGCUGUUUUCAUGUUCUCCAUGCAUGUAUUUGUAUUAAUUAAUUAAUAAUUG